AUGUUGGGUCGUCAAGAAGAUAAAUUAUGUGGAAUUUUCUCUGCUCUGGCGGCUUUGUCCUUCGUAUGCUUUGUUCAAAGCUCCUCCACUGGAAGCACCGGAAUGUCUGUGGCCAAGACCACCGUGGACAAGUUGCUGAAGGGAUAUGACAUCCGUUUAAGGCCGGAUUUUGGAGGUCCUCCAGUCAUCGUAGGAAUGAGCAUCAACAUAGCGAGCAUCGACUCCAUCUCAGAAGUAAACAUGGACUACACCAUCACAAUGUAUUUCCAGCAGAGCUGGCGAGAUAAGCGUUUGGCCUAUGGUGAGCUGAACCUAAACCUGACUCUGGACAACCGUGUAGCAGACCAGCUUUGGCUCCCUGACACCUACUUCCUUAAUGACAAGAAGUCUUUUCUCCAUGGUGUGACAGUAAAAAACCGUAUGAUCCGACUGCACCCUGAUGGCACUGUCUUAUACGGGCUGAGAAUAACCACCACUGCUGCUUGCAUGAUGGAUUUGAGGAGGUACCCUCUUGAUGAACAGAACUGCACCCUGGAAAUUGAAAGCUAUGGAUAUACCACAGAUGACAUUGUGUUCUUCUGGCAAGGAGGAGACAAUGCUGUGACGGGUGUGGACAAGUUAGAGUUACCUCAGUUCUCCAUUGUGGACAUCCGCUUGGUGUCCAGGGAGGUCAGGUUUACUACAGGUUCAUAUCCAAGGCUUUCGCUGAGUUUCAGGAUUAAGAGGAACAUUGGGUAUUUCAUCCUGCAGACAUAUAUGCCCUCCAUCUUGAUCACCAUACUCUCCUGGGUCUCCUUCUGGAUCAAUUAUGAUGCCUCUGCAGCUCGGGUGGCCCUGGGUGUGACAACGGUGCUUACCAUGACAACAAUUAACACCCACCUUAGGGAGACUCUCCCAAAGAUUCCGUAUGUGAAAGCCAUCGACGUCUACCUCAUGGGCUGUUUUGUGUUUGUGUUCCUGGCCCUGCUUGAAUAUGCCUUUGUAAAUUACGUGUUCUUUGGCCGGGGCCCUGCGCAACAGAAGAAAAUCAAUGAGAGGCUGAACAAAGCCAACAACGAGCGCACAAGAUACGAAGAGAAGCGCCUGAGGGAACAGGACUCCAUUUCCGUGCCGUUUCAAACCAACACCUUCAGGUCAUUUACACAACGAAGAAAUCUGUAUCUCGAGGAACAAAGAAAAGUUGGGGUGGAUGCUUAUGGAAACAUCCUCCUCACCACACUGGAGAUGAACAACGAAGUGAUGCCUUCUGACGUGGGGAGCAGCGUCAGUGACUCUCGGAAUUCGGUCAUGUCGUUCGACAGCUCCGGGGUUCAAUUCAGGAAGCCCAUGGCGCCCCGAGAUGGCUUCAGCCACCACUCGCUGGAUCGGAGCGCCAUGCGGAGCCGGGCCAACUGUCGGCUACGACGACGCUCCUCCAAGCUCAAGUUGAAAAUCCCAAACCUGUCAGAUGUUAGCACGAUUGACAAGUGGUCCCGGGUCAUUUUCCCUAUCACCUUUGGAUUUUUCAACCUAAUCUACUGGUUGUACUAUGUGAAUUGA
Molecule: messenger RNA, 1539 nt
Organism: Xiphias gladius (swordfish)
Lineage: Eukaryota; Metazoa; Chordata; Actinopteri; Istiophoriformes; Xiphiidae
Gene: gabrb4
Product: gamma-aminobutyric acid type A receptor subunit beta4
Exons: 10
Coding region: 1-1539 (512 amino acids)
Biological process (GO): signal transduction; chemical synaptic transmission; regulation of membrane potential
Cellular component (GO): membrane; GABA-A receptor complex; synapse
Molecular function (GO): GABA-A receptor activity; extracellular ligand-gated monoatomic ion channel activity; neurotransmitter receptor activity
Source: RefSeq, a predicted model, not a curated record